Messenger RNA from Aureobasidium pullulans EXF-150, 648 nucleotides. RefSeq lists its product as uncharacterized. The record is from RefSeq and is a predicted model, not a curated record. Bases 1 to 648 code for a protein of 215 amino acids. NCBI's taxonomy places the organism in Eukaryota, Fungi, Ascomycota, Dothideomycetes, Dothideales, Saccotheciaceae. The transcript has a single exon.
AUGAGUUCUCGUCCCGAUAUAAUCUACAAUGAAUAUGGCAUGGACACGGGUUACAUGGACCGACUGCGCAAACUACGACCCAAGGCCAUGUGGGUCAAGAACUACUAUGGAGGUUCUGAUCUCUACAGCCCUACGAUGAACGGAGACGUCAGGACAGUCAUCGAGGGAUGUCCAACCCUGUGGUUCAGAGAAGUUGCUGGCUACCCAAAUCACGUUGCGUGUAUGGAGUUCAACGAGCUGUCGGCGGUGAUUUCUCGUGAGAACUGGCAGAUCGCUGUAGAUCGUGUUUACGCCGCCGACGAAAGGCUUCGCGUCGGCGAUCCUGAUCGGAAACAAUAUAGACUCCUUGGGCCUUUGGAGAGGCCAGAACAAGAGGGACCUUGGAAGUUGGAAGUACCAAAAAUCAUCAGACCGUCGAUCGAAGAGCUGCCAGGUUCGAAUGAUUGGCUAUAUCGACGACAUUCGAAGAUACCGAGCCCGGUUCGCGGGAGCAAUCGCAAGUCACUCAUCUCGAAACCCGCAGAAUGCAAAGAGGAGGAGCGAUCGUGUACGGGUCUGACUCGGCAACAAGGUUCAAAACCGAGCAAUCAAUCAAGAAAGCUCUUAGCUGCCACGUCAUCUAGACGGCUUCUCAGUUUUGCAACAUGA